AUGCAGAAAGCACUGCGCCUGAACGACGGGCACGCCGUCUACCUGGGGCUGCUGGCCAAGAAGGACGGGGCCCGACGGGGCUAUCUCAGCAAGAGGAGCUCUGACAACACCAAAUGGCACCCCAAGUGGUUCGCCCUCCUCCAGAACAUGCUUUUCUACUUCGAGAACGACUCCAGUUCGCGGCCGGCUGGCCUCUACCUGUUGGAAGGGUGCCUGUGCGACAGAGCACCUUCACCCAAGCCCAAGGAUGCACUGGAGAAGCAGCAUUAUUUUACGGACUUCAAUCAUGAGAACCAGAAAACUCUGGAGCUGAGAACCGAGGAUGCAAGGACUGACGAAUGGGUAGCAGCUAUCAGUCAUGCCAGUUAUGGGACUCUUGCCACAGAGCACGAAGGCUUAAUGCAGAAGUACCUCCAUUUACUUCAGAUUGUGGAGACCGAAAAAACAGUUGCCAAGCAACUCAGGCAACAAAUUGAAGAUGGAGAAAUAGAGACAGAGCGCCUGAAAUCAGAGAUUGCUGCCUUACUUAAGGACCACGAGCGCAUCCAGUCCAACCAGGCCAACGUGCCAAAUGAUGAUGACAUUGAUAUCAAGAAGAUCAAGAAGGUCCAGAGUUUUCUCCGGGGAUGGCUGUGCAGAAGGAAGUGGAAGACCAUCAUCCAGGAUUACAUCCGCUCCCCUCACGCGGACAGCAUGCGGAAGAGGAACCAGGUGGUCUUCAGCAUGUUGGAAGCCGAAGCUGAGUAUGUGCAGCAGCUGCACAUCCUCGUCAACAACUUCCUGCGCCCACUGAGGAUGGCGGCCAGUUCUAAAAAGCCCCCCAUCACCCAUGAUGAUGUCAGCAGCAUCUUCCUGAACAGUGAAACCAUCAUGUUUUUACACCAGAUCUUUUACCAGGGCUUAAAAGCACGGAUCUCUAGCUGGCCAACCUUGGUGCUUGCGGACCUCUUCGACAUCCUCCUGCCGAUGCUCAACAUCUACCAGGAGUUUGUUCGGAACCACCAGUACAGCCUGCAGAUCUUGGCCCACUGCAAGCAGAACCGGGAUUUCGAUAAGCUCUUGAAGCAUUACGAGGCCAAGCCUGACUGUGAGGAGCGGACGCUGGAGACUUUCCUGACCUACCCCAUGUUUCAGAUCCCCAGGUACAUCCUGACCCUGCAUGAGCUGCUGGCCCACACACCCCAUGAGCAUGUCGAGAGGAACAGCCUGGACUAUGCCAAGUCCAAGUUGGAGGAACUCUCCAGGAUAAUGCAUGAUGAAGUCAGUGAGACAGAAAACAUUCGGAAGAACUUGGCGAUCGAGCGGAUGAUUACGGAAGGCUGUGAAAUCCUCCUGGACACCAGCCAGACCUUCGUGAGACAAGGGUCCCUCAUCCAAGUGCCGAUGUCUGAGAAGGGGAAGGUGACGCGUGGACGACUAGGCUCCCUGUCCCUGAGGAAGGAAGGGGAGAGGCAGUGCUUCCUCUUCUCCAAGCACCUGAUCAUUUGCACCCGGGGCUCUGGAGGGAAGCUGCACUUGACGAAGAAUGGCGGUGUGAUUUCACUCAUUGACUGCACGCUGGUGGAAGAUACGGAAAGCACGGAUGAGGAACAAAAAGGAUCUGGGCAAGAUUCGGAGCACCUUGACUUCAAGAUCGUGGUGGAACCUAAAGACACUGCACCUUACACCAUUAUCCUGGUGGCCUCCUCCAGGCAAGAAAAGGCUGCAUGGACCAGCGACAUCAGCCAGUGUGUAGACAACAUCCGAUGUAAUGGCCUCAUGAUGAAUGCCUUUGAAGAAAAUUCAAAAGUUUCUGUUCCGCAGAUGAUCAAAUCAGACACCAGCCUGUACUGUGACGAUGUCGACAUUCGAUUCAGCAAGACCAUGAACUCCUGCAAAGUCCUCCAGAUCCGCUAUGCCAGUGUGGGGCGGCUCCUGGAAAGACUGACAGACCUGAGAUUCCUCAGCAUUGACUUUCUCAACACCUUCCUGCACUCGUACCGGGUCUUCACCACGGCUAUGACUGUGUUGGACAAGCUGAUCACCAUCUACAAGAAACCGAUCAGUGCAAUUCCUGCUAGGUCCCUGGAGCUUUUGUUUGCCAGCAGCCAGAACACCAAGCUCCUCUACGGAGAGCCCCCCAAGUCUCCACGUGCCAACCGGAAGUUCUCUUCCCCUCCCCCUCUGUCCAUCACCAAGUCAUCCUCACCAAGCCGGAGGAGGAAGCUGUCCUUGAACAUUCCCAUCAUCACAGGAGGGAAGGCCCUGGAGCUGGCCGCCUUGAGCUGCUCUUCCAACGGUUAUGCAAGCAUGUAUUCCUCUGCCAUGUCGCCCUUCAGCAAAACCACCCUGGACAUCAACAAGCUUUACGUCUCUGGCAGCUACUCCAAUAAGAUCUCCGACGAGGGAGAAGGGAGCACUGAAAAGGCAGAGGAAGCGCUUCUGAGCAAGACAGGCUCCGAAGAGUCACCCCGAGAAGAUUCUGCCUUUGAGGCAGCCCAGAGUGAGGAAGCAGAACCAGAGGUAUCCCCCACCAAGUCUCCAACAACCCCUAAACUGGUCAGAGGAAAGAACUCUUCAGAGUUUCCUUUGUUCUCCUAUAACAAUGGGGUGGUGAUGACUUCUUGCCGAGAGUUGGAGAACAGCCGCAGCAGCGCUCUCUCAGCCGCCUCCGCGUUCGCCAUUGCCACUGCCGGAGCCAACGAGGGGACCCCAACCAAAGAGAAGUACCGCAGAAUGUCGUUGGCCAGUGCAGGCUUCCCUCCUGACCAAAGGAACAGCGACAAAGAGUUUGUGAUCAGGAGGGCAGCGACCAACCGGGUGCUCAACGUCCUGAGGCACUGGGUCUCUAAGCAUGCCCAGGACUUUGAAACCAAGGAGGAACUGAAGUAUAAAGUGAUCAGCUUUCUGGAGGAAGUGAUGCACGACCCGGAACUCCUGACUCAAGAGAGAAAAGCCGCCAGCAACAUCAUAAGGACCCUGACCCAGGAUGACCCCGGAGACAACCAGAUCACCCUGGAAGAGAUUUUGCAAAUGGCUAUGGGGGUCAAAGCAGAACCCUUUGAAAAUCACUCAGCUUUAGAAAUAGCUGAGCAGCUCACCUUAUUGGAUCACCUGGUUUUCAAGACGAUACCCUACGAAGAAUUCUUUGGACAAGGAUGGAUGAAGGUGGAAAAGAAUGAGCGAACACCCUAUAUCCUGAUGAACACCAAGCACUUCAAUGAUAUCAGUAACCUGAUCGCCCUCCGAGAUCCUCCGCAUGAGGACAUGGCUGCCGGGUGAGCACGAUUGAGAAAUGGGUGGGCGUUGGCUGACAUUUGCCGGUGUCUGCACAACUACAAUGGUCUGGAGAUCACCUCGGCCUUCAACCGCAGUGCCAUCUUCCGCCUGAAGAAGACUUGGUCUUUCCUUUCUUCCCAGACCAAAGCUGUGAUCGAUAAGCUACAACGGCUGGUGUCUUCAGAAGGACGGUUUAAAAACUUGAGGGAAGCUCUAAAAAAUUGUGAUCCGCCCUGCGUCCCUUCUGGCAUGUACCUCACGGAUCUGGUCAUUGAAGAGGGAACUCCCAAUUACACUGAGGACGGCCUGGUGAACUUCUCUAAAAUGAGGAUGUGAAUCUCCCACAUCAUCCGAGAGAUCCGGCAGUUUCAGCAGACAGCCUAUAAGAUCGAGCAUCAGGCCAAGGUCACCCAGUACCUCCUGGAUCAGUCCUUUGUGAUGGAUGAAGAGGGUCUCUAUGAUGCCUCUCUGAAGAUAGAGCCAAAGCUCCCCACCUAA
Molecule: messenger RNA, 3756 nt
Organism: Thamnophis elegans (Western terrestrial garter snake)
Lineage: Eukaryota; Metazoa; Chordata; Lepidosauria; Squamata; Natricidae
Gene: RASGRF1
Product: Ras protein specific guanine nucleotide releasing factor 1
Biological process (GO): Ras protein signal transduction; positive regulation of GTPase activity
Cellular component (GO): plasma membrane
Molecular function (GO): protein binding; guanyl-nucleotide exchange factor activity
Source: RefSeq, a predicted model, not a curated record